UUUCUGUGUGCGUGUCAGGUGACUUGGGUCACGCAGUUUUUCUCCUCUGGGAGGGACGCCGGGGCCUGGGCUGACUCUCCUUUGAGAACCUCCGUGACUACACGGGAGGCGAAGGAGAAGGAAGAAGCGGGAGCAGUUAGGGUCAAAGUGCAGAGGAGGCAAAUUUGCCCAGGAGAGGUUCCCCGUGCUGCUUGCACUUCGGAGGAGCAGGAUGAACCAGGUGCCGAGGAAGCUGAAGGAGCAGGAAGAGGACGACGGCGAGGAAGAGGAGGACGACGACGAAGAAGAAGACGACGAGGAGGAGGAGGACGAUGAAGACGACGACGAGAUUGUUGGGCCAGCACAUUAUGGAGACGGGGCUGAAUCCUUCUCAGACGGCGACCCGGAGAGCGGCGGGGACGAGGCUUUUCUAGAUUUCAGUGAUCCCUUCAAUACUGAAGUCAAACCAAGAAUUCUGCUUAUGGGACUAAGGAGAAGUGGGAAAUCUUCCAUUCAGAAAGUUGUGUUUCAUAAAAUGUCACCAAAUGAAACCCUUUUUUUGGAGAGCACUAACAAGAUCUGCAGAGAGGAUGUUUCCAAUAGUUCCUUCGUAAACUUUCAAAUAUGGGACUUUCCUGGGCAAAUUGACUUUUUUGACCCUACCUUUGACUAUGAGAUGAUAUUCCGAGGCACUGGAGCACUGAUAUUUGUUAUUGAUUCUCAGGAUGACUACAUGGAAGCAUUGGCUAGACUGCAUCUGACUGUGACAAGAGCAUAUAAAGUCAAUCCAGACAUAAACUUUGAAAUAUUUAUUCACAAAGUAGAUGGUUUGUCUGAUGAUCACAAGAUUGAAACACAGAGAGACAUUCACCAAAGGGCAAAUGAUGAUCUUGCAGAUGCUGGACUGGAAAAGAUCCACUUGAGCUUUUAUUUAACAAGUAUAUAUGACCAUUCUAUAUUUGAAGCAUUUAGUAAAGUGGUACAAAAACUGAUCCCCCAACUUCCAACGCUGGAGAAUCUGCUUAACAUCUUUAUCUCGAAUUCUGGAAUUGAAAAAGCCUUUCUCUUUGAUGUAGUCAGUAAAAUUUAUAUUGCAACAGACAGUACCCCAGUGGACAUGCAGACUUAUGAACUCAGCUGUGAUAUGAUAGAUGUUGUGAUUGACAUUUCUUGCAUUUAUGGGCUCAAAGAGGAUGGUGCAGGAACCCCAUAUGACAAAGAAUCAACAGCAAUAAUAAAACUGAACAAUACAACUGUCCUGUAUUUAAAGGAAGUGACAAAGUUCCUUGCUCUUGUUUGUUUUGUCAGAGAAGAAAGCUUUGAGAGAAAAGGACUGAUAGACUAUAACUUCCACUGUUUCCGUAAGGCUAUACAUGAAGUAUUUGAAGUAAGAAUGAAAGUGGUGAAGGCACGGAAGAAUCAGAACCAGAUGCAGAAGGCCAAGAGAGCUGCCCCUAAUGGCACAGCUAGAAUGCCACUGUAGCUGAUUUCCUUGUGCUACUACUUACUUGUGAGGAUUUCUUGCUUCAGGCAAUGAUGCCAUCUGGUUCCGCUGCCAGAGGAAGAUCAGGACUGAUGUUCUGUUAACAUGGAUUUUUACACAGUAUCAUCCCCACAACACUGUAUCUAGUUGUCCCUGUUAACAAAAUCUGUGACAGAGCUAUGUAUGCUCUUUUCAUGUUUCCUGGUGGAAUUGGACUGUUGAUGAACUAAGUUGUGUUAUUUUAAAUGCCACUUUCAUAUGCUUGGUUGGGAAGAAUCUGUACAGUCAUUUCUGUACAUGCUGCAUACAAAUGAAUAAACAAUCAAAACCUAGUAAGAUGACUUUUUACAAACUUGAGGAUUAAUAUUCAUGCUAUACAUAUAUAUUUAUAUGUGUAUAUAUAUUUACAGUUUGUAAACCGAAGUUUUAUUUUGGAGUACAAUAGCAAUAAAAAUCUUUCUUGGAA
Eublepharis macularius is the source of this 1928-nucleotide messenger RNA. It is a transcript of the gene RRAGD, whose product is annotated as Ras related GTP binding D. The coding region runs from base 212 to 1462 and encodes 416 amino acids. The transcript has 7 exons. Gene Ontology annotation, cellular component: Gtr1-Gtr2 GTPase complex; lysosome; nucleus. The record is from RefSeq and is a predicted model, not a curated record. Gene Ontology annotation, biological process: cellular response to starvation; cellular response to amino acid stimulus; regulation of autophagy. Gene Ontology annotation, molecular function: GTPase activity; GTP binding. Lineage: Eukaryota; Metazoa; Chordata; Lepidosauria; Squamata; Eublepharidae.